AUGAUGUUUAUUCAAUUGUAUUCACUUAUUGUAACUAUAUUGGCGGAUCUUAUCUUUCUAUUCCGACUUUGCGUGCUGCGACAGACGCUCUCAGAGGCGACCAUGGUGUGGUUUGACAAAGCUGCCGAUAGCACACAAGGUUCAUUACUUCUUUCUGUAUUUCUUAUCUAUUUGGCACUACCAAAACUAUUUCUUCUGUAUGAACCACUCAGCCGUUGGAUAUUACUUGUAGCGGCAAUUGGUGAAUCUCUGCGAGUAGUUGUUUUCUCCGUGCUAUUCAGUGAGUUUGAAGGGGCAACGGAGCUUAACACUUUUCUUCUCACAUUAUUUGCUCAAAACGCAUGGCUAUAUUGGUAUCACUGGUAUACCACGUAUAAAAUGUUCUCCCGGCGAUCCAAGUAG
Trypanosoma theileri is the source of this 402-nucleotide messenger RNA. RefSeq lists its product as uncharacterized. Bases 1 to 402 code for a protein of 133 amino acids. The record is from RefSeq and is a predicted model, not a curated record. NCBI's taxonomy places the organism in Eukaryota, Euglenozoa, Kinetoplastea, Trypanosomatida, Trypanosomatidae. The transcript has a single exon.